Molecule: messenger RNA, 444 nt
Organism: Durusdinium trenchii
Lineage: Eukaryota; Dinophyceae; Suessiales; Symbiodiniaceae
Source: the annotation of a GenBank genome assembly
AUGCCUUUGGAGCUCAGGAUAACAACACGGUUGGUCCUUUUGCUGCUUCUAGCCUUUGUGCGAUGUGUGCUGGUGGCCACUGAGCAGCCACUGAGCACGCUAAUGCAGAUCUUCCCAUACUUCAAGUGGUUGGAGAACAUCGUGGGUCAUUUCCUCCCCUGGCUUGUGACCUCAUUUUCAAUGGCACCCUGGGGUCACGCCAACAUCAAGCCCACAGUGGUUUUUGGGAAUUGUCCUUGGUCCUACCGCCUCAAGAAGAGAAUCACUCCAGCGGUGAGAAAUCGAGUAGCCAAGUCUAAGAAGACUGUCCGCAAGUAUCUCAGCAAAGUCGGAAAGCCAAGAGUGUGUGGGGAGCCUGCAGUGCUUCGGAAAUCACAGGUCUACCCGAAGGGUUUUGGCAAAGCAGUCCGAAACUUCCACAUGGAGUGGAUGGCCCCAUGGUAG